Molecule: messenger RNA, 14938 nt
Organism: Python bivittatus (Burmese python)
Lineage: Eukaryota; Metazoa; Chordata; Lepidosauria; Squamata; Pythonidae
Source: RefSeq, a predicted model, not a curated record
UCAAAAGUAAUUGGGCCAGUGCUAGCCACGCCCAGUCAGGAAACAAAUUUUUUGAACAAACCAAGGGUAACUAAACCGAGAUGGAUGUUUGCUAGCACACAGGACUAUGUAUUGUCCCUCGCCCAGGAGGUGGACAGAUGGAGAAGAAAAAAAUUCCUUUGGCAAGGAGCUGCUUCUGGAUUCCCAUUUCUGUAAAUUCUGCAGAUCUUCUGUAUUGCCCCUCUUGGUGUAACAGGAUAAAAUAAAUGCUCUGUAUUAUACAGAGGAUGUCCGGAAAAACAUGCAGGCUCCUUUUGAAAUGAAGAUCAUUUGCAAGGCUCCAUGAACUCUAAUUCCAGUGUCACAUCUAGAGUUCGAUAGAAAUGGCCCGGGAUGCCAGACCUUCACGAUUAAUUAAAAAAGAGGAGAUAAGCAAAAAGAAACCAAGUCCCGUUAAAAAGAAAUCUUGCCAAGGAAUAAAAGAUGCCAAGAAAGUAUCCUCAAAGACGGAGUGUUCUACAAGCUACAGAAAGUUAAUGGAAGAACAGAACGAUGGCAAAAAGAGAUCCAAAGAACAUAAACCUCCAUUAAGUUCGCCAUGCCGAUUUCUCCGGAGCAGUGUAACCAAAGCCUUUUCUGGAACAUCUUGGAUGAAUCUGGAAUUGACCGACAGUGUUCUCUUCCGCCACCAGCCUCCUUUGAGCUAUGGUGGGUUUUCCAUGACUCUUCGCAGGAAACCGUUCUCCCACAGACUAUUUCAAGCAUCGACAAUCACAAGAGCUAAGAAGGGUGGCCCAGGAAAAAAAGAAAAACCUAGAUCAGGAAUUUCCUGUGCAUUAGAAAGGAAAGAAGCUGAUCAGACUACAAGAGCUUUUGCACGAGAUUUAAACUUGAACAGUGAAUUACCUUCUCCCAAAGGACACAAGGCUCCAUGUUCUCAGGAAGCAGGCUGGUCCUCUGUAGAUGAUAAUCAAGCCAAAAAGAGAGGGACUAUGCCCCUCCCCAAAAAUUCUGUUUCUAACAAUGGCAUGACGGAUACCUGUAAUUCAGGAAUACCAAAAGAAGAACACAGAUGUAAAGAAUUUGUAUCAAGUGAGCAGACCCUGAAAGAUUUGUUUACUAAUACCUCAAAUGAAAUUUUGCCUGAGCCUCUUCUCCCCCAUUUACAUGUGGACUUUGACACUACUUUAAGGGUGCGGGAGAAUGAAUUAGGAACAUCUGUAAAACCAUAUGCAAAGAGUAACCUGAAUUUAUCUCCUGUCCACCCAGAACAUUCCUGUUCACAUUCCAUGUCAAUGCUGAGCCUUUCCUCGGAACAAAACCCGGUGUUGCAUAAGAAACGACCAGAGACUUCUGUAGACUCUCAUUCCAACACUGGACUUGAUACGGUGCUAACUCCCUGUGAAUCCGAUGCUGCCAUUUUGAUUACCUCUGAACUGAUCUCAAAAUUGCAUCUGGAUGACCCGUGUGUGUUAUUGGAACCCCUGACCAAACCAGAUGCUGAGCCUCUUAUGACAGAAGAGAAGAAUUUGCAGUGGGCCUCUGGAGCAGAAGGUUGCUUAAAAGAACCAGGCCUUGUAGGAGACCCUCUUUUACCAGAGGACUUGGAGGUGGUGCCAAGCAACCAAGCGCUUGAUUCUUCUUUCUACCCUAGUCAAAUGUAUUCAAGCUGCGACCAACCAAAUGAACAGUCAGUCUGUGAACAGAUUUCUAGCAUUUCUUUGAGUAAUUUCAUCUUGGAAGAUCUUGAACAGACUCUUGAAAGGAUUGCUGCAGAAACAUUAAUUUUAGAUCCAGCCCCUGCACCCUUUAAUCUAGAAAGAAACACCACUAGCUCAACUCCAGUCAGCAGCGAGGCUUCUAAAGAAAGUUUUUCACAAUUCUAUCAUUCAAGGCUGCUGUUGGGUAGUGGUGGGGGGAAAGAGGCAAGGACCGUUCCACCUAACAAAUCCAUUCCAAAGCAUCUGGAUCCCUUGCUGCAGCUGGGAAAAGAUAGAAAAGUCACAAUCUAUACCCAGGAUCCCAGGAAAUGUGACACCAAUCCAGCUGUGGCAUCCGAGCCAUUACUUUUUGAGUCUCCAACUGGUGGGUGUCUUGCCUCUUUGCAACCUGUGCUGGAAAAGAAAAAAAGAAGGCGCUGUGGCGUCUGUGAGCCUUGUCUGCGGAAGACCAACUGUGAAGAGUGUAGCUGUUGUAGGAAACGCAAAACGAGCCACCGGAUAUGUAAAAAGAGAAAAUGCGAAGAACUGAAAAAGCCUCCACCGCCUCUUCCAUCCUUAAGGCCGCCUAUAGAGGUGCUAACUGAAAACAAAAGGCCUCAGAGAAGAAAGCGAAGAGUUCCAAAGGGAGAUCUGAAAAGCAGACUAGUAAAUGGCUGCAGAGCGGAGUUUGUGGAGUGUGUUGCAUAUGGCUAUGGUGAAAAAUACAAGUUGAAAGCCAACCAGUCACUGCCCUGGGAAGAUGUGCAGACAAAUGAAAAAGGAAGUAUGGCCGGCUUAGAAACUGAGAAGUGGGUGCAGAAUGAAAAGCCAUCGCUUAGCAUCCAUGUGAAUGGAGAUCUCUGUAAAGCUGGAACCAGGGAUGAGAACUUAAAGCAUUUUGAAAAGGAUGCAAAAUUGGUUUAUUCCUCCAGCAUGAUAGAUGAGCCCCCCAAAUUAUUUGCACAUACCGCUAGAAAUGGCAUUAAAAGCAUACCGUAUUCACCAGCAGAAUGUGACACAUCACUGAAAUCAGAUGUGAGCACCCUGAAACAAGCAGAUGUGAACACUACUGCAGAGCUGGCAGACGGCUCCAGUGCCUCCUGGAGGGAAGCUGCUCAGCUGAACAACAUCUACCCUUUGGCAACUGGAACAUGUGGUGCUAUUCCAGAAAAGAAGGAUUAUGUUGUAGGACUCCAGGCAGAAAACCCAAAUGCCAUUCAGGAAGCUGAAAACUCACUUUUGGAAACCAUUUCACUUUUACAUUUGCAGGACAAGCCACCCUGUGCUCCUGUGCUUGAAAGAGGUGCUUGCCUUGAUGAUGGUGCUUCAGAUAUCCCUAGUAAAGAUUCCCAGCCUGAAGAUUUGUCACUUCAGUCAACUUUUUUAUCUCUGAUUAAAAAUAGAAAUUUAACUGUGGAACAGGUUGUAGCUAUUGAGGCAUUAACACGUUUGUCAGAGGUCCCUUUAGGACCUCCUUCACCAGCGAAAUCAGAGAGAGUUGAGUGUCUAGAGCAGCAAACAUCACACUUGCUGAACAGUUACAAAAAGGAUAAUCCAUGUCCCUUAAAAUCAUCUGCACUGAAAGUAAUAAAAGGGACUUGCCCACAAAAAGAUCAGCAGCUUUUUUCUCAUCCUGCCUCACAGAGAAGAAUCCACCCUAAGGGUUUGCUCUACAAGGGUCCAGGUGCUAUUUCUGAGUUCCCCAGUAAAUCUCCAGGUCCAUCUCACUUACAACGUAGAUUGCAUUGCGCCUCAAGAGACACCAAAUCUUUCUCGGCUUUAGUGUCUGGUGGAAAUUCAGGUAUUACUACCAAGAAAUAUCCUCUUCAUCAUAAAACUGCUAUUGGGCCAUGCUCCAAAAACUCAAGUACUAUCAGACAAUGGUGGAACAGAGGAGAGAUGCUUGGCAAAUGGGAGGGAAAGGCUGUUCACAACCUGAACUUAAAAAGUAAUUCUGUACUUAGGGGUGGUGUUCACAGCCAAGAUGAAGAAGAGGUAGCUACCCAGUUAACUCAACUCGCAGCAAUAAUUGAAUCAAGCAGAACAAGCCCCGAUCCGAAGACAUCGCUUCUCAGCCGAUUACCACCUGAUAUGCAAUCAAAAAAUAAACAGGAUCAGUGCCUAUUGCAGAAGAAACAAUCGGUAUUUGGGAGGAACAAUUACAGCUCCUUGUUAGUCAAGCAAAGGCAGCCUCCUCGGAAGAAUGACAAAUCAGUACCGAGGGCCAAAAGAUUGAAGAAGAAGCCUCAAGUCAUCCCUGACCAACCAAGUCAGCUACAGCAAGAAUGCCAGUAUAGUGAAUUGCAGGACAUACAGAAAAAGCCUUCUAAACUGCGCAGACUUGGGCGCAUUGUGUCACAAGAUUCAAAGCUGUCAGCCUUGGGAAAAAAAUCUUCCAAAAGCAAAGUAUACAAGGCACGAAAUCGGAGUGCUUUGUCAUCCCAGCAAAAACCAGCUGUAUUAUUUCUUCCCAAAACUCAGAUAAUAUUCCAUAGGCCUUUGCCGGCCUCAAUACAAGACAGACUAAAAAACAAGCCAUUAGGCUGUGAAAUGGUGCCAGAGCCCCUUAAAACAAUGGGCUCCAGUGAUGCACAAGGCACCAGCAGCCAGAGUGGGAUCCCAGGGGCUCUUCCACAUGAAGCCCUGCUUUCUAGUAAUCUGCUGACUGUUCCUCAUUUAAAAACAGACUUUUGCGUAAAACAAGGAAGUGAAAACGGGCAGAUGUUUACAGAAAAAGACAAGAAUUCUCAGGUACAACAAACCAUGAAUAUUCCUCAGAUGCAUCCUUUUUCUCAGAUCUUCAGUCAGAGAACUGGUGACAUCUAUGAGGAAACCCAAGCUAAACCACAGGAUACUGUGGAACAAAAGGAUCAAAAUCUGCAACUGAUCCCCCUUAACAGUGAUGAUGCCUUGCCAGGGGACACCAUGCAUACUCUUAGAAAUGUGGAGCGUGUAAGUGAAGCUACAUUUCCAACAUUAAGAACUGUAGAGACUGAAAAGCAUCAGGGUACUGGGAACUUAAGAUGUUCUCCAACAAAGAAUACACUCAGUAGUUUUCUUGAAUCUCCCAUGACAUUCUUAGAUACCCCUACAAAGAAUUUAAUUGAUACACCUACAAAGAAAGGGCAGAGUAAUUUUCCAACCUGUGACUGCGUGGAACAAAUCAUAGAGAAGGAUGAAGGGCCAUAUUAUACACACCUUGGAACGGGCCCAAGUAUUGCUGCAGUCAGAGAAAUAAUGGAGGACAGGUAUGGAGCAAAAGGAAGUGCUGUAAGAAUAGAGGUAGUGGUGUAUACAGGCAGAGAAGGAAAAAGUUCCCAGGGGUGUCCAAUUGCCAAGUGGGUGAUACGGAGAAGUAGUGAUGAAGAAAAACUGCUGUGCUUAGUUCGUCAGCGUGCGGGACAUCACUGCCAAACUGCUGUGAUUGUGAUACUCAUUUUGGCUUGGGAAGGGAUUCCUCACCUUCUUGCUGACACGUUGUACAAGGAACUGACUCAGAGUCUCAGAAAAUAUGGCUGUCCAACCAGCCGUAGAUGUGCAUUAAAUGAAGAUCGUACUUGUGCCUGUCAAGGUCUCAACCCAGAGACAUGUGGAGCAUCAUUUUCAUUUGGCUGUUCUUGGAGCAUGUAUUACAAUGGCUGUAAGUUUGCCAGAAGCAAAACCCCCAGGAAAUUUAGACUUCUCACAGAUGAUCACAUGCAAGAAGAAAAUCUGGAAAACAAUUUGCAGACUUUAGCUACUGAUGUGGCUCCAUUAUAUCAGAAACUUGCCCCUGAUGCUUUCCAGAACCAGGUGGAAAACGAGCAUCUGGGUCCUGACUGUCGGCUUGGGACCAAGAAUGGCCGGCCUUUCUCUGGUGUGACAGCUUGCAUUGAUUUCUGUGCCCAUGCACACAAGGAUACUCACAACAUGCACAAUGGAAGCACUGUGGUUUGUACUUUAACAAAAGAAGACAACCGUACAGUAGGUGUGAUACCAAACGAUGAGCAGCUUCAUGUGUUACCUCUUUACAAAAUUUCACAGACAGAUGAAUUUGGCACAGAAGAGGGGCUGGAAGCCAAGAUUAAAACGGGGGCAAUACAGGUGCUAACUGCUUUCCCCCGGGAAGUGAGAAUGUUAGCUGAGCCACGCAGGGCAACGAAGAAAAAGCCAGAAACAAAGAAGCAAAGUUUAGCCGAAAAAAAGCACUCUGCACCUGUCAGGGGAAAAAACGGAGUGCCAGAAAAUAACAGGAGAACGUCACAAAGUUUGGGGAGCAAAAUGAAUAUAGCGCAACCUGGGACAAAAAUGGAGACAGCUGAAUACUUUUCUACCAUAAGUCCUAAUUUAGGCGCGUCUACCAAUUGCUCUCUGUUAAAGCAACAUGGUCCUUCCUCUCCUUUAAAACUGGAUAGCUUACCCUCUUGCUCUCCAUUAAGCGGUGGUCUAAUGCCAGUGACUAAUAACCAAGAAGAUGUUUCUACUCCCUACGGGUAUUUACAAUGCAGUAGUAAUAAACCUCAUGUGACAUCCAAAGGUAGUAACUUUGACGUGUCCACUGGUGAUCAUACUGGAAUUUUGAUGGAUGAGAAGAGAAAUGGCGUGCCCCCGUUUCUUCAAGACCUGACUAUGUCGAGGUCUGCAGUCAACAGAGAGAAUCUGCCCCUCGCUGCUGAGCACGAACUAGUUAACAAGCAAAAUUGUGAAGCUAACUUAAAAUCCUCUUCUGCCUCACAGGUGGCUAGCUCUUGUGAGUCAGCAUUGCCACUGAAUGCCCCAGAAGAUGUCUCUAGAAAUGAAAUUUGUUCUUCCCAAGAGCACCCAACGCAAAAAAGUGGAUUGUGGCAAAGCCCAAACUGUGGUUCUGCCACUGUGGAGGACGAGUCCAGCGGCCAGCUCUUAAAACACACAGAUUCUGAAGAAAAAGCAGAAGAAAUGUGGUCCGACAGUGAGCAUAACUUUUUGGAUAAUGACAUUGGUGGGGUAGCCGUAGCACCAUCACACGGUUCUAUCUUAAUUGAAUGUGCACGGCGCGAACUGCAUGCCACAACUCCUCUUAAAAAGCCAAACAGGAAUCAUCCCACGCGGAUCUCUUUAGUCUUUUACCAACACAAAAACUUAAAUGAGCCAAAACACGGGAUAGCACUGUGGGAGGCCAAAAUGGCCGAGAGAGCGAAAGAGAAAGAAGCUGAAAAGUCAGGAACUGAAACUACCAGCCUGCCAGCCGAUGACAAGAAUGCGAGCCAGACCAAUGCAACCCAGGAGAUUUUCUAUGAAGAAAAUGAAUUCAACCAAAUUCCAUCUCGCAGAGCAUUAACAGUAACUCACGAUAAUAUCAUAACCGUGUCUACUUAUGCCCUCACACGAGUUGCAGGGCCCUAUAACCAUUGGGCGUAAGCUUUUAUAGCAACGACAACUUUUGCCUUGGAGCAGUGUUACGCAAUCCUAAAGGUGCUGUUAAAGAACAAAGUCUCAUGUGGUUUACUCUUUGUUCAUCUCAACCAUUUUGAAGGCUGAGGUAAAAAUUACUUUUUUUUAAACUGUGACUUUAUAUAUUUUAACAUCUGGCGAUUCUCAAGUGUGUGUGCAUAUGUGCGUGUGUAUUCACACCCACACACCACACACACAUUAUAUCUUUAAGAAAAUUUGGCUAGGUUAUUAACUCUGAUUAAAUUACUUGGUUUAUUACCUUUUUGGAAUUUAUACUUUGGUGCUUUGAAUCGUCUGUUUAUUAUAAAUGGGCUUUUCAUAAAGAUUUUAACUGAUUUCAUCUUUUAUUAUGUAAAAUCAAGUUAGACAGUAUUAGCUAUACACAGCUCUUGGUGCUUAAUCACAUCGAACCGUUAAAAAUAAGCUGAUUUUAUUUCUUCAUGGUGCCAUUGCUCUUACAGCUUCCAAUCACUGCUGUGAAUCCCAGUUUAAGGAAAAAGAACCAAUGAUGAUUUAUUUGUAUAUAGAUUUUUUCAUGUAUAUAUAGUUUGUGUGUGCAUGUGCGUAUGAUCCACAUGCAUUCACAUGCAAACAAAUAUCACUAGUAAUGAUUGGAGGUUAUAAAUGUAAAUAUAUAUAUUUAAAAGCACUUUCUAUUUUUAAAGUUAACUUGAAAUAGUAUAAGGAUCACAUUUGUCUAAGGUUUGCGCAUUCUCUACCAAGGAAUUUAUUUUUUCUUACUAUGUAAAGUUCCAUAUUGCUACAACAAUUCAUAUAUACUGAGGAUACCUGGGUUUUAGAUUCUUCCCGUCUCUUUUUUUCCAUUGUUUUUGUUUCUAAAUAAAAGGGUAAUAAAGUCCAGAAAGUUCAAUAUUUGCAGAUAUAAAUUAAGCAGUUUAUCUAUACUUGUAUUUCUAGGGUUUUUUUUUUAAGAAGAAUUUAUUUGCUAGAGUUUAUAAUUUGAGCAAUAAGGGCAAAUGUUGUCUCAUAGGGAGCAUUCCAAGUUCCAUGGGACAACCCAAUCAAGCGUCAUCCAGAUGGAUUGGCAUACAGCUGCCAGGAUGCAGUUCCAUACAUCUGGAAGUCACCCUGUUAGGAAAGGAUUUUACUAGAGCCUCAGUGGCAUAAAUUGCAAAUGCAAUAUGUUGGAUUUUAAGAGAUCUGCCCUGUCAGCAGUGUUAGAAUACAUCUGAGUUGAUUAAGCAUCCAGAAGGUUCCUCAGUGGUGAGCUGUCCACUAGAGAAGGUUUUAUCAGUCCAGUCUAGGCAGGUUUACUUGAAGCUGAAUCCCACUGUGCCAGGUAAGCGAACAUCUGAUUGUAUUGUACACAAUUUUCUCCUCUCUUCCCCCCCCUCCCCAUGUCAGAAUAAGAAACACCAAUAUUCAAGAGAUUAAUUUCCACAAAAUGGGCACAGUUCCACAGCCUACUUGGCACCUCCAGUUAGAAAAUGGGAUCUGUGAUAGGCAGCCAUCUGUUUCUGCUGUCUGUGUUGGAGACCCAUCUACAGUAUGAUGGGUGACUUCUUGGUGGCAAAAUAACUAUGUGACAUACACUUCAUACCCUUUUCUGAAUGGUAACCUCUACAGCAUUACAGGUGCAGAGUGUUUGCAAAUGUUUUCCAACCUGGGAACUCUGAGCAGUGUUCCUGUUUGCACUCCACGUGCCAGAGCUUGCUAAUUAAAUUACUAAAGUGCAAUGGCUGGAUUGAUCAGCUCAAGUUUUUGUUUCAGUCAAGAACCAGGGAACAUAACUGCCAAGUUGUAAUCAGGAUAAAUGGGAAGAGAUUUAGCUGUCCGAGGCAGGCAUCCAUUCCACAGAUAGACGUUAACUAGAGUAAAAAAUGAAUCUCAAUUCAAUACUAGUGGAAGAGUGAUGUCUUCCCUCAGACCUGAAAGCUGUCAUGUAGCUUAGCAGGUAUAUCAUAGGCUGUGUUUUCCCAACAUCUUGCUACUGUUUCUCAUUUCUCAGCAUCUGUUAUCUGCAAUGUCCACAUCCUUUGUUUAACAGGAGCAACAUUAAAUGAUCCAGUAAUCACAGAGCUGUAAUAUUAAAUACUGAAAAUCUCAAGUGUGAUACAACAGCAUCUGUGUGAUCAACACUGCUCUCGUCAGCUCUGAUGACGAGAUAUUAAAAUAUAGCUCAGGACUCUAGUCGGCCAGAACCAGGAGAAUCCAGUAUAUUUCUGAAUGAGGAAAAGGGAAGAAGCAAAUUCCUAAGUAAGAAGAUCAGAUUUUUGGGCAAUUGAAUGCCAGGGAUUUUACCUGUCUUAAUUAUUUGGAAGCCAUGGUCUAAAGGACAUAUAUUAUUGAUGCUAACCCAGUGAGUUUGAUCAGUCCAAUUUGAGCAGAACUCAAUGGUUGUGCUUGUUGGAAUCAGGCCUUGAUUCCAAAUAAUGAAUUAACCAAAUCAUCUAGCAUUCAUUUGUCCUAAUGACAACAUCUGAAUUUAAACAUUAUGGGACUAUCUCAGGCUUUACUUUUUGUAUAGUUUGGUAAUUUGAAUUAGCCAGUUAUUAUCAUAUUAUGAGCCUUUGUAAGCAACACAUCCUGUAGCUUAUAUUCAAGAAUGGGGCUAUUUACUGAUAUUGACCAAUCCAACCUAAUCAGGGCAAGCAUGAGGUUUUUUGGUUUUACAUCUCUUUCUCUCCCCCCCCCCCCCCCCCAAUGAUGUACAUAAGUGCCACAGGAAUAACUAGAAAUAAAAGAUUUAAGAUAACAUACUUGAUAAUAUCUUAUAGUGGUGCUGUAACAAAUGUCUAGAUCUGCUUUUUUUUUUAACAAAAUCUAGGCAUGGUGCUUUUAUUAUUAUUAAAUGUCUACCCUUGUUGUGUAAUUAAUCUGAAAAGAUAAUUUCAAAAACAAAGAAAUAGUUGAUUUGUAUAGCUUGCCCCAGCCUUCUCCAAAGAAUUUGGUGACUGGAGGAUUAUUGGAGUGGAAGUAAAAAAAACAUAUUAAAAACACUAGCUUGGGGAAUACUGGUUUACUCUAAGUCACCUAUGAUUCUGAAUGUUCAGAAUGUGGAAUUCAUUCCACUUACUCAUGUAACUCAUUUGGGUAAUGUUAGACAUUCACACUGGUCUAAGACUUCAAGGCCGCCAUCAUAGACAACAGUCCCACUGUGGAGCUUAUCCACUUUGUCCUUCCUGAAAGGGGAAUUACCACUGUUCUAUCUAGCAGUACAAGUAAGUUGUCAGGCAAAGUGAAGGUAAGAACAGCAUGUUUGGAUACUUCUGGGUGUCUGUCCUCCCAGUCUCUGACCAAAUAGCUGAUUGAUGCCAUUAUAGGUGAUGCUGAUCAUGUUAAAUGUUAUGUAUGUAUGUAAGGCAAGACUCUGGUGCUAGAUUUUUUUAUGUUUGCCCAUUGCAUUCCCACUUAGGCAGCUGAUCUAUCUUUCAGAUAGAUGUUAGAGAAAUUUGCCUAAGUCAAAUUUGAGAUGUUCUGAGAUGAGAUGUUUCACUGAAAUCAGGGGAAUGUAAUCCAGCAAGUUUCACUCAUUUUGGUGAGGGUUGAGAAAGCUCAACCUGUUAUAAUCUUACAAAGAGGUACCCGCUGAAUAUCAUCAAACAUGGCUGGCAAACUUAAUUUUGGAUCACAUCUCCACACUUGUUAGUCAAAAUACCGUUAGCAAUCUUUAUGCCACAGCUUAUUGAAUAACCGGAAUUAAAACAUUCUAGAAAAGUAUAUAAAGAGAAAAAGAAUCCAAUCUUUCUAUUUUUAAAGUGAACUUUAUAAAAAAAAGAAUUAAAAAACCCCACCCAUAUGCUGCAUUUUUUAGUUCAAAGAUUAUGGUUAGUUCAGAUACAGAAUAUGUAAUGAUUGUAAAUAAUAAAAGUCAAUAUUAUAUCAUCAUUUUGUACCAGCAGUUUUCUGCUUCUUGGAUAUAUACAUUAAAUUGGUAUGGUAAUUUUGUGUGCCUUAGAUUUACAUUUUAAGAACUGUAUAUUUUUUGUGAACCUAAAAUUUAUUAAAAAUAAUAGCUGUCAUUACAGUACGUAGGGUGAAAUCAUCCAUCAACUCAUCUGUACCCUUUUUUUUUUAAUUUAGUCAUCCUUUCUAGUAAUUCUGAGGAAAAAAGUUUCCUGGGAAAAUCCUCCACUUCUACACUUCAUCCUAGUUUUCCUCAACACAGAUAUAAGCACCAGAACCCCUCCUUCAAUUAUAAUUUCUUCAUUAUAGGUGUAUGCUGUUUAGUUUGCCAAUCUGCUUAUGCUUAUAAUAACUCCCAUUGAACACUUUGUGUUUAUUUCUAAAUGAAUGUAUGUAGGAUGGCAUUAUUACCAUUUGAAAUUUAUGGACCAUACACUACUAAUAAAAUAUUUAGGAUUAAAUUCCUUUUGAUUCCUUUUCUAUAGGUAUUACAGCAGAAAAUUCAGAUUGUGACAAUAGUAGAAAAAUAAAGAUUACUCAAAUGAUGAAGAUUGGCAUUUCUAAAUAGAAGAUCUCUAAUCACUGUCCUUAGUGUUUUCAUCUGUUUACCUAUAGAAAACUUAACUGCCAGCAAAUACCAGCUCUUAAAAUGACAAUGCUAAAUAGGGAAACAACUGUUGUGUCUUUACAGUCGAGCAAGGAAUAUGAUCUGUUACUUGGAUGUCCACUGAUUUUGAGAUCUUGUUAGGUUCCAUAGAGUGUACUUGUAUGGAAUGAAUUAAAGAUGGAACUGCAUGAUUGUUUUUAGCAGCUAAUAAACACUUCAUUAGCUACAUCAGGUUACCCAAACAUUGAAAAUAUACUGCUGAAAUUAAGAAAUAUUUUCUAAGUUUUGUUCUGGGUUCAGCCAUAUAUUUUAAUUACCUUAAACUUGUAAAACAGUACUGUUUACAAAAUGAUGGUUGCACCUAAAAGAUAAUGUUUCACGUAUUAUCUCACUUAACUGCUUUUUUACAAGCAAGCAUCCAUCACGUAUGCAUGCAGAGUGAGAACAUAGUAUAUACAGCUGUAAGUUAUUUAUUGUAACAUUUCAAACUAUCAUUUAUACUUAGACACUGAUGUACUUUUGUGAAUUAGCUUGUAGCAGCGAAGACUUAUAAUAACUUUUCUUGCAUAAGAGCAAUCCUUGGGCUGUUGCAAGCAGCAAAACUUUCAGACAUCUGCAGCAGUCUAAACGCUGCAUGGUCUAAGAUUCAAUGUUGGCUGUUCUGGAGCUGCCAGGGACCCAGAAAGGAAAUCAAAUGCAUAGUUUCCAUGAUUUGUUGAAACAAGACCCUGUCUGUAAAGAGCUUGCUUGAGGCAUCUAAUUGUUUUGGUCCUAUAAUGAAUGCAGGAGUAUUACUUAAAUUUGGCAACGACCUUUUUAGACAAUAAUUCAGCGUGUUAGCCGUUCAAAAUGAGAAAUAUCAAAGUAGUUAAUUGUCAGAACAUACUAAUGUGUCUUUAGAAGUGCUAUAUUCUUUCAACAAAGAUUUAAAAAACACAAGAGUCACAACAACAUCACUAAGACAGGAAUUUUCAAACUUUGCAGUGCAACAAACUACAAACAAUUCAAAUUUGAUUGACCCUUUUCUUUACCUGGAUAUCAUAGAUUCAGAAUAUGCUCUAAAUAAUACAAGUUAACUAAAUUGAAACCCUUGAAAAAUGUAGUGGUUGUGACUGACAGAAAAAAAUAUCCCGUAUAAAGAACUCCCUUUGAACAGAAUGGCAUUUCUGAUAAUAAAAUGUUGCAAUAUUUGCUUCCGGAUGCUUUAAUGAAGAUGUAAGGAGGAAUAGCUGGAUAUCCUUGAGUGUGCGUGAUGAAAGUAAUAAUGUUUAGAGAAAUCUUUCCCCCUUUUUAAAUUCUUUUUUAAUAUGCUACAUAGAUGGUUGAAGCAGUUUGAAAGGCUUCACUUAUUAAGAGCUAUCAACUACAUCCUAAACUCGCUAACCCCAGUUCUGUUUAGAAUUUGGUUGACUUAAUGCAAUAUUGUACAUGGAAACGUCAUGUGUAUCAAGAUCUACUAAAGAGGAAUCCAUAGAAGGUAAAAUUUUCAUUAGGAGGUUAAAUCCCAGUAUUUUCAGUACUAUUAGAGCUAGGACAUCCGUACCCACUCUGCCUGGUCCAGAAUCCUGGCAUAGUCAUGUCAGAGCGCUGAGUUAGGCUGCAUGUCUCUAGCCCACAUAUUAGCUUUUCCUUCCCACUCUUAACUGCUCUUUCCAAGGCAGCAAGAAAAGGUGAGUUGUUGGCUUAGCUGUAAAGCGGGCAGCAAUUUUAACAGCCCAUUCUCAUGAACUGGGCCAAAGUGGCUAGGUCAGCCCGUGAAUGAAUGGUAUCUUCAUUUCAACUUACCUGAGGUCUGUGAAAAUAUCCUUAGCAGCCAAAUAGCAGCAUAUGGAUCUUCUGCAGAUAUUUUGGUUGUUUCAAAUAUUGGGGCGAGCCUCGCAGGCAUAUAGUCUAUUGUAUCCUUUGCAGGUUGGUAUUAGGGUAUUUUUAGCCUUAGCUUGGUACACUCAUACAAAUACGACAGCUGAUAUUGUGAAGUUUCUCCGCUGAAAUAGUGUUUUCCUUCUUACUGCUUUUUGAGCUGUUUCCACCUGCCGUACUGCAACUUUACCAUUCUGCUUAGAAGUAUCCUUGCAACAACCAGGAUGUUUUCUAGGAUAGUUUUUCUUGAAAUUAUCAGAUGUAGGCAUACAGUUGUUAUCUCUUCUGUAUUAAAAAGAACCAAUCCUUUGCACGAUGACCUUUCUUUAACUUCACUUUGGCACAUUAUUUCUAAAGAAAUAAUCUAAAAAAGGUCCCAUGUCUUGCAAAAGCAUUAUAAAUUUACAGAUUAAUAUCUAGAUUCAGUCAUGCAUUAGGAGUUUCAGCUCUCUACAAUUAGUGUGUAUUAUCUACUUUUCAAAUUUAUCUUGACCCUCGUGAUCUCAGUCUAAUAAAAGUGAAUACCAGUUAAAUCCAAGGAAAUCAGUGGAGUUUCAGUUAACACUGGCAUUGAUUGCACUGAAAGGAGAACAUAAUUAGUGCUCUGGAUUAAGACUAUUAUCUGUUUUGAGCAGCUUCCGUUGUUUGAAGACCUCAGCUUCUCUCUCUCUGUUACGGAAAUAGUACAGUUCUUUGGCCCUCCAAAUGUUAGAUUUCAGUUUCUAUCAUUCAGCCAACUUACAAAGUAGUUAGGGAGGACAGGAGGACUGCUUCUAUCCCAUCAAUACCUUGUUUAGGAUCAUACCAUUGUAUUAUUAAUUACAUUUAGAUGUAAUUAUUUCCUUUGAGACUUGUCAAUCAGUUAUGCACUGUGUUAAUUAUGGCCCUGGUUAAAUAGCACAGUGACAUUUAUCAAUACUUUUAUUGAAUCCACAUUAAACUGUAGAGACAAAUCCAUUGACAGAUGUACGUUUACUCACAGAAUAGGACUUUGCACCUCACCUAUUUCCCUGAAUUUGUUUCAGAUUGUCCUCUAACCGCCUGAGUGGAUUUGAGAACUCAGGAAGGGUCCGAGUGAAGGGGAAUAAAUUGCUGUCCUCUUCACUCACUGACUGAAGCUUUACUGACAUUUGAACAAGUUAACUGCUUAGAACAGAUGAAAUACUGACUUUGAGCGUACAAAAUCCUUGUUAUUUUGGCUCAAGAACAAGCAUUCUUUUUCUUUCCCUUUCUUCAAAUUAGGGGCUAUGCAGCUGGAUCCUCUUAUUUUUCUUAUAUGCCUUAACCAUAUGGUAGUAUGAGCAGUAAAAUCUUAACAUUUUAUAUCAAUCAAGUGGGAAGAAAAACCUAUUCAUAUUAAAACUGGGCUAGUGUUUACCAGGGAAAAUAUAAUUUUAUAUAUUUCUUAUGGUAUUCCACAAACAAAAUCAUAACAUAGUAGCAAAGCUCCUUUGGUUUUGACUGCAUAGACCAGUGUUUCUCAACCUUAACAACUUUAAGAUGUGUGGACUUCAAC